Molecule: messenger RNA, 396 nt
Organism: Solanum tuberosum (potato)
Lineage: Eukaryota; Viridiplantae; Streptophyta; Magnoliopsida; Solanales; Solanaceae
Exons: 2
Coding region: 1-396 (131 amino acids)
Source: RefSeq, a predicted model, not a curated record
AUGAAUGCACAGUGGAAAGAUUGGGCUGAAAAGAUAGAUGAUGCUUUGUGGGAAUCCAGGACUGCAUACAAGAUACCGAUAUGGACUUCUCCUUAUCGAAUGGUAUUCGGAAAAACGUGUCACCUUCCAACGGAAUUGGAGCAUAAAUCGUACUGGGCUAUCAAGAAGUUUAAUUUAGGCCCUGAGUUAGCUCACAAACUGAAGUUGUUCCUCGAAAAACUUUGGUCUAAGUGGAGUGGGUCGUUUGAAGUGGUAAGGCUGACUCAACAUGGAGUUGUGGAGCCAAGAAACAAGAAUAAAAGCUCUACUUUUCUUGUAAAUGGGCAACGAGUGAAACACUAUUUCGGGAAUGAUGUUGAUCUUGAGCAAGAAGAGCUCACCUUGAAUGACGAGUGA